ACUAAUAUCAGGUUUGACAUCUUCAUGCAGAUGGAGUUUCAUCUUCUUUUACCUUCAAACUAUACUUGCAUGUGAAGAACUGAAACCCCAGAAAAUUAUUUGCAUGAAAAAAAACAUUUUCAAAAUCUAUGGAACUUCCAGAUUGUGUAUAUCCUAGGCCACCAGUUACCAUAUUCCCAUGUGCUCCAACACCAAAGCAUUCUCUCCAUCUAUCCAAUCUCGACAGCCAAAAGUUCUUCAAAUUCUCCGUUAAGUAUGUGCACCUCUUCGAGAAAUGUGUGAGCGUGGAUGUGUUGAAGUCUUCUCUGGCAAGAGUUUUGGUGGAUUACUACCCCUUAGCUGGGAGAUUGAGGAGGAGCAGCAUUUGUGAGGAUGAUCACAAGCUUGAGGUGGAUUGCAAUGGAGAAGGUGUUGUGUUUGCUCAGGCUUUCAUGGAUGCCACUGCUCAACAAUUACUUCAACCUUGCAACCUGCCAAACACUUCAUGGAAGAAGCUCCUUUGCAAAGUCAAAGCUCAAAGUUUCUUAGAUCUUCCUCCUCUUAUAAUCCAGGUUUGA
Vigna angularis (adzuki bean) is the source of this 557-nucleotide messenger RNA. Its product is annotated as benzyl alcohol O-benzoyltransferase-like. The transcript has a single exon. Gene Ontology annotation, molecular function: acyltransferase activity, transferring groups other than amino-acyl groups. The record is from RefSeq and is a predicted model, not a curated record. Bases 129 to 557 code for a protein of 142 amino acids. Lineage: Eukaryota; Viridiplantae; Streptophyta; Magnoliopsida; Fabales; Fabaceae.